Molecule: messenger RNA, 2145 nt
Organism: Drepanopeziza brunnea f. sp. 'multigermtubi' MB_m1
Lineage: Eukaryota; Fungi; Ascomycota; Leotiomycetes; Helotiales; Drepanopezizaceae
Molecular function (GO): metalloendopeptidase activity; zinc ion binding
Source: RefSeq, a predicted model, not a curated record
AUGCGUUUCGUUCUUCUUCAAACUGCGGUGACGGCUCUGCUCGCAAACCACGUCCUCGGUCAUCCCCACGCAUCUUCAUCUUCCCCUCAGGCUCGAAAGAUCCAGAAAAGGACCGUUGAUCUUUCUGCCUAUAGAUUGGGAGUAGGAGCAAGCUACACCAGCAAUUCUGUGAUCACGGACGGGGAGCAAGAUACUGAUUUCCAAGCGUUCACAGAGCCAGGCUAUGUCGAGACGGCCACCGCCCUCGUCAAGUCUGUGUUUCCGCUCGCCGAGUUUCGCCAACUAUCAAGCUAUCAAUCCGGCAAUGGGGUCGGGCACGUGGUGUUCAAGCAGAUGAUACACGGUAUCGACAUCGACACUGCUGAUCUCAAUGUCAACACUGGCACAGACGGCUCGGUCUUGUCUUACGGCAGCUCCUUCUACACCGGACCAACGCCUCCGGAAAGCCCGCUGGUCAGACGAGAUCAGGUUGACCCCGUCGCGGCGCUGCGAGGCGCCUCCGAGACGCUGCGACUGUCGGUCUCCUCAGAGGGGGCAGUAGCAGAAGCGGAACCAGCAGAAGUGGAACAGUACACCAUUACGGGGUCUGCGGGUGCGCUGUCCGACCCGAGAGCGAAGCUCGUCUACGUCCACACGGGCGACUCUCUGACGCUCUCGUGGAGCGUAGAGACGGAUAUUGGCGACAACUGGUUGUUGUCCUAUGUCGAUGCGGUCACGCCGGAGAACGUGAUCGCCGUCGUGGACUACGUGGCCGAAGCCUCGUAUACCGUCUACCCAUGGAAGACCAACGACCCGAGUCGUGGUGGCCGAGUGGUCGAGACCGAUCCUUGGGAUCUCAAGGCUUCCGAAUUCACGUGGCAUGGGAACGGCGAGAAGAUCUUCAAGACGACCCGCGGCAACAAUGGCAACGCGCAAGCGAACUUUGAAGGCGACGAUGCGUUCGUGAAUGAUUUUCGCCCGUACGAGGACGACUUGAACUUCAACUACGAGCUGGAUCUCAAUGCCACGGAUCCCAAGACCUAUGCCAAUGCAUCAGUUGCGCAACUCUUCUACACCGCGAACAUGUACCAUGACCUGUUGUACGUGCUAGGUUUCAAUGAGGUAGCCGGCAAUUUCGAGAUGAAUGUUGAUAGCCAGGGAGGUCGUGGUGGAGAUGCAGUCACCCUGAAUGCUCAAGACGGGAGCGGCAUGAACAAUGCAAACUUCGCGACUCCCAUUGAUGGGCUCGUCCCCAGAAUGAGGAUGUACAUCUGGAACUACACCCUGCCCCUCCGCGACUGCAGCUUCGACGCAAGUGUGGUGAUCCACGAGUACACCCACGGUCUCUCCAACCGACUGACGGGAGGCCCUUUGAACUCGGGCUGCUUGUCCACCACCGAAGCGGGCGGCAUGGGAGAAGGAUGGGGUGAUUUCAUGGCGAUCGCCAUCAACCUCAAGACCUCGGACACGAGAGCUACCAGCUACCCGAUGGGAGACUGGGUACGAGCAAGGCCCUCAGGCAUUCGGACCUAUCUCUACUCGACGAGCCUGACCACCAAUCCCAUGGUCUACUCGACUGCCAACAACUCCACGCUCGUGCACUUCAUCGGAACCAUCUGGGCCAAUAUGCUCUACGAGGUGACGUGGAACCUCAUCGAUGAGUACGGUAUCACGGAUGCGAGACAGCCGACUGUUGUCGAUGGCGUGCCUACCGACGGGCGGUUCUUGGCAAUGCAGCUGGUGGUCGACGGCAUGAAGCUACAACCCUGCAGACCGAACUUCAUCCAGGCUCGCGACGCGAUUCUCGACGCCGACAAGGCCCGCACCGGUGGCAAGAACCAAUGCAGCAUCUGGAGAGCGUUCGCGAAGCGCGGGCUGGGUGCCGAUGCCAGACGGUCUGCCAACCCCUUCGAUCACCUGUCCCGAGUCGACAGCUACAAUCUGCCGGAUGGUGUCUGUGGGUGCAGCGCUGACAACUGCCUCCGCGCGCUUCGCUCCACCACGCCGGACGGACGGCUACGGGAGUCUCAGGAGUUCUGUGGUAAUUUUACCAAGACGGUUGUGACGGAUAUCAGUGCUCUGAAGCCGUAUUUGGCGAGUCCUUGCCAUGGCAGCGCUGUGGCCAGAGUCAGCUCGGCUUGUGGAUGUAUCCCUACCUUGGGCUAG